GCUAGGCCUCCCGCCCGCCUCCCAGGGCCCCACUUACCCUGCAACGCACACUUCCAUCGGCCGAUCAAGUGGCUGCUGAUUGUCGCGGCUGCGGCUUCUCGUCCUCCCGCGUCACCGCCGCCGCCAUGCCCGGAGGUCUCCUCCUCGGGGACGAGGCUCCCAACUUCGAGGCCAAUACUACCAUCGGCCGCAUCCGUUUCCACGACUAUCUGGGAGACUCAUGGGGCAUUCUCUUCUCCCACCCCCGGGACUUUACCCCAGUGUGUACCACAGAGCUUGGCAGAGCUGCAAAGCUGGCACCAGAAUUUGCCAAGAGGAAUGUGAAAAUGAUUGCCCUUUCAAUAGACAGUGUUGAAGACCAUCUUGCCUGGAGCAAGGAUAUCAACGCUUACAACGGUGAGGAGCCCAGAGAAACGUUACCCUUCCCCAUCAUUGAUGAUAAGAAUCGGGAGCUUGCCAUCCUGUUGGGCAUGCUGGACCCAGCAGAGAAGGACGAAAAGGGCAUGCCUGUGACUGCCCGUGUGGUGUUUGUUUUUGGUCCUGAUAAGAAACUGAAGCUGUCUAUCCUCUACCCAGCCACCACCGGCAGGAACUUCGAUGAGAUUCUCCGCGUAGUUAUCUCUCUCCAGCUGACAGCGGAGAAGAGGGUCGCCACCCCAGUGGACUGGAAGGAUGGAGAUAGCGUGAUGGUCCUUCCAACCAUCCCUGAAGAGGAAGCCAAAAAACUUUUCCCAAAAGGAGUCUUCACCAAAGAGCUUCCAUCUGGCAAGAAAUACCUCCGCUACACUCCCCAGCCCUAGGUCUCCAAGGAGUCGGUACUGGAACCGCUCACUCAGCACAGUGAGCUUGAGGUGCCGGCUGCCAAUCAUGUUUUCCAACAGCAAUUCCAUAAAAACGCCUUGAUGUGAUCAUAGCCAAGGUCUUUAGGUUGCUAUUCUACUGGCUUAUUAAAUGAAAGUGGCACUAGAAA
Manis pentadactyla (Chinese pangolin) is the source of this 970-nucleotide messenger RNA. It is a transcript of the gene PRDX6, whose product is annotated as peroxiredoxin 6. Gene Ontology annotation, biological process: cell redox homeostasis; cellular oxidant detoxification. Bases 126 to 800 code for a protein of 224 amino acids. The record is from RefSeq and is a predicted model, not a curated record. Gene Ontology annotation, molecular function: peroxiredoxin activity. The transcript is spliced from 5 exons. Gene Ontology annotation, cellular component: mitochondrion; cytosol. Lineage: Eukaryota; Metazoa; Chordata; Mammalia; Pholidota; Manidae.